CGGCGGCGCCGGGCGGCCGUGACGUGGGCGCUCCCUUCAGCCGGCCUGCGGGGCACCGCCAGUCAGUCGGGGAGCAAGAGCCCCGCGCAGAGCCGGCGCGGGCUCGGCCACCGGCGCACCGCCGCCCCCGGGGCUGGCUCGCGGCUGGCGGCGGAGAGGCUGCGGGCAGGACGCGCGCGCCCACCGCCACAGCCACGGCCACGGCCACGGCCACGGCCGGCGCCGGCGGCUCGGGUCCCGAGCAGGGAAAGGAGAGCGGCGGCGGGUGCAGGCGCCGGAACGGAGGGCGGAUUUUGGCUCCGCGGGCGCGCCCUCCGCUCCCUCUCACAGCCGCGCCAGACGCCGAGUGGGGCAGGCGGCAGGGAAGGAGGACCCAGGACCCUCUCCCCGGGUCCCUGGAGCUGCCGGAGUUCGGACUUCUGCAACUGUUGGCACUUUGGGUCUCCGGUUCUGUUUUUGGCUGUUUACCUUUCUCUGGCUGCCUGGAAACCCAAGCUCCCGUCUGCCCUCCGCCCUCGCGCGCCCACCCAGCGCCGCCUGGGAGCGGCCCGGCGCGCACUCGGCACCAUGAGGAGUCUUGGGACGUGCUUGGCGACUUUGGCCGGACUUUUGCUAACUGCGGCAGGGGAGACGUUUUCAGGUGGUUGCCUUUUUGAUGAGCCAUAUAGCACCUGUGGAUAUAGUCAGGCUGAAGAUGAUGACUUCAACUGGGAGCAGGUGAACACCUUGACCAAACCAACUUCUGAUCCAUGGAUGCCAUCAGGCUCUUUCAUGCUGGUGAACACAUCUGGGAGACCUGAGGGGCAGAGAACCCACCUCCUCUUACCUCAGCUGAAAGAAAAUGACACCCACUGCAUUGAUUUUCACUAUUUUGUAUCCAGCAAGAGUAAUGCUGCUCCUGGGAUACUCAAUGUCUACGUGAAGGUCAAUAAUGGGCCUUUGGGGAAUCCUAUCUGGAACAUAUCUGGAGACCCUACCCGCACGUGGAACAGGGCAGAACUGGCCAUUAGUACAUUCUGGCCUAAUUUUUAUCAGGUGAUUUUUGAAGUGAUAACUUCUGGACAUCAAGGCUACCUCGCUAUUGAUGAAGUGAAGGUGUUAGGACAUCCAUGCACCAGAACUCCCCACUUCCUGCGGAUUCAGAAUGUGGAAGUCAACGCAGGCCAGUUUGCCACCUUCCAGUGCAGUGCCAUCGGCCGGACCGUGGCGGGUGACAGGCUGUGGUUGCAGGGCAUUGAUGGGCGCGAUGCUCCCCUCAAGGAAAUAAAGGUGACCAGUUCCCGGCGAUUCAUAGCUUCUUUUAAUGUCGUGAACACAACAAAACGAGAUGCUGGGAAGUACCGCUGCAUGAUUCGCACCGAAGGAGGGGUUGGAAUAUCAAACUAUGCAGAAUUGGUAGUUAAAGAGCCCCCCGUUCCCAUCGCUCCACCUCAGCUUGCCUCCGUGGGGGCAACCUACCUUUGGAUUCAACUCAACGCCAACUCCAUCAACGGGGAUGGGCCCAUUGUCGCCCGAGAGGUGGAGUACUGCACCGCAAGCGGGAGCUGGAACGACCGGCAGCCGGUGGAUUCCACGAGUUACAAAAUCGGGCACCUCGACCCGGAUACAGAGUACGAGAUCAGUGUGCUGCUCACCAGGCCAGGGGAGGGCGGCACUGGGUCUCCUGGGCCAGCUCUCAGAACCAGGACAAAGUGUGCCGAUCCCAUGCGUGGCCCAAGAAAACUGGAAGUGGUAGAAGUCAAAUCUCGACAAAUCACUAUCCGCUGGGAGCCAUUUGGAUAUAAUGUUACUCGCUGCCAUAGUUAUAAUCUCACAGUCCACUACUGUUACCAAGUCGGAGGACAGGAGCAAGUGCGAGAAGAAGUAAGCUGGGACACAGAUAAUUCACACCCUCAACAUACAAUCACUAACCUUUCACCAUAUACCAAUGUCAGUGUGAAACUCAUCCUCAUGAAUCCUGAGGGACGGAAGGAAAGUCAAGAACUCAUAGUACAGACGGAUGAAGAUUUGCCAGGAGCUGUUCCUACUGAAUCCAUCCAAGGAAGUACUUUUGAAGAGAAGAUAUUUCUUCAAUGGCGAGAACCGAUUCAAACAUAUGGUGUCAUCACUUUAUACGAGAUCACCUACAAAGCAGUCAGUUCCUUUGACCCCGAAAUAGAUUUAUCCAAUCAAAGUGGAAGAGUUUCAAAACUGGGGAAUGAAACCCAUUUUCUGUUCUUUGGACUGUAUCCGGGGACCACGUACUCCUUCACCAUCCGAGCCAGCACAGCUAAGGGGUUUGGACCUCCAGCCACAAAUCAGUUCACCACCAAAAUAUCAGCGCCCUCUAUGCCGGCUUAUGAACUCGAGACCCCUUUGAAUCAAACGGACAACACGGUGACAGUCAUGCUGAAACCAGCACAGAGCCGAGGCGCGCCUGUCAGUGUCUAUCAAGUGGUUGUUGAGGAAGAACGUCCUCGAAGAACUAAAAAGACAACAGAAAUCUUGAAGUGCUAUCCCGUGCCAAUUCACUUCCAGAAUGCGUCCAUACUGAACUCCCAGUACUACUUUGCUGCAGAAUUCCCAGCGAACAGUCUCCAAGCUGCUCAGCCUUUUACUAUUGGUGAUAAUAAGACAUACAACGGAUACUGGAACACUCCCCUUCUCCCCCAUAAAAGCUACAGAAUUUAUUUCCAAGCUGCUAGUAGAGCCAAUGGGGAAACCAAAAUAGACUGUGUACGAGUGGCCACAAAAGCUGCGAUAAUCGUGACUCAGCUUACAACACCUUACAUUCGCAUCGCCCCUGCCGCAGGCGACGACCAACUGACAGGAGCCGCCACCCCAAAGCCAGUCCCAGAACCCGAGAAGGAAACAGACCAUACUGUCAAAAUUGCUGGAGUCAUUGCUGGCAUCUUGCUGUUUGUUAUUAUAUUCCUCGGAGUUGUGUUGGUGAUGAAAAAAAGGAAAUUGGCCAAGAAGCGGAAGGAGACGAUGAGCAGCACGCGGCAGGAGAUGACCGUGAUGGUGAACUCAAUGGACAAGAGCUAUGCCGAGCAAGGCACCAACUGCGACGAGGCAUUCUCGUUCAUGGACACACACAAUUUGAAUGGGAGAUCAAUUCUGAAAACUUCUGUGGGUGCCAUGGCUUGCUUGGGAGAGGAGGAUAUGGCAGAGAUGAUAGGGCCAGACCAGGGAGCGCAGGAAGCCACAACUGUGUCUUCACCCUCGUCCUUUACAAUGAAAACGAAUACACUGAGCACAUCGGUGCCCAAUUCUUACUACCCAGACCCAUUUGUGCCAACUGCAAUUUUAGUGCCAAUAAAUGACGAAAGCCACACGAUGGCCAGCGACACCAGCAGCUUGGUGCAGUCACACACUUACAAGAAGCGAGAGCCGGCCGACGUGCCCUACCAGACCGGGCAGCUUCACCCCGCCAUCCGGGUGGCGGAUCUGCUUCAGCACAUCACGCAGAUGAAGUGUGCCGAGGGCUACGGCUUCAAGGAGGAAUACGAGAGCUUCUUUGAAGGGCAGUCUGCACCAUGGGACUCCGCAAAGAAAGAUGAAAACAGAAUGAAGAACAGAUAUGGGAAUAUCAUUGCAUAUGAUCAUUCGCGGGUGAGGCUGCAGACCAUAGAAGGAGAUACCAACUCAGACUAUAUCAAUGGAAAUUAUAUCGAUGGUUAUCAUCGACCCAAUCAUUAUAUUGCUACCCAAGGCCCAAUGCAAGAGACCAUCUAUGACUUCUGGAGGAUGGUGUGGCAUGAAAACACCGCAAGCAUCAUCAUGGUCACCAACCUCGUGGAAGUGGGAAGGGUCAAAUGCUGCAAAUACUGGCCCGAUGACACAGAGAUAUACAAAGACAUUAAAGUCACCCUCAUAGAAACAGAACUACUGGCAGAAUACGUGAUAAGAACAUUCGCUGUCGAAAAGAGAGGUGUUCAUGAAAUCCGCGAGAUCAGACAGUUUCACUUCACUGGUUGGCCGGAUCACGGGGUCCCCUAUCAUGCCACAGGGCUGCUGGGGUUCGUCCGGCAGGUCAAAUCCAAGAGCCCGCCCAACGCAGGCCCGCUGGUGGUGCACUGCAGUGCCGGCGCAGGGAGGACCGGCUGUUUCAUCGUGAUUGAUAUCAUGUUGGACAUGGCGGAAAGGGAAGGCGUGGUUGACAUCUACAACUGCGUGCGGGAGCUGCGGUCUCGGAGGGUGAACAUGGUGCAGACAGAGGAACAGUAUGUGUUUAUCCAUGAUGCCAUCCUGGAAGCCUGUCUUUGUGGAGACACCUCGGUCCCUGCUUCCCAAGUUCGGUCUCUGUAUUACGACAUGAACAAACUGGAUCCGCAGACGAACUCCAGCCAGAUUAAAGAGGAGUUCCGGACCCUGAACAUGGUGACGCCCACGCUGCGCGUGGAAGACUGCAGCAUCGCGCUGCUGCCGCGGAACCACGAGAAGAACCGCUGCAUGGACAUCCUGCCCCCAGACCGCUGCCUGCCCUUCCUCAUCACUAUCGACGGGGAGAGUAGCAACUACAUCAACGCCGCGCUCAUGGACAGCUAUAAACAGCCUUCAGCUUUCAUAGUGACGCAGCAUCCUUUGCCAAACACAGUGAAAGACUUCUGGAGACUGGUCCUGGAUUAUCACUGCACGUCUGUGGUCAUGCUCAAUGAUGUGGACCCUGCUCAGUUGUGUCCGCAGUACUGGCCAGAGAAUGGAGUUCACAGACAUGGCCCCAUCCAAGUGGAAUUUGUUUCUGCUGACUUAGAAGAAGACAUCAUCAGCAGGAUAUUCCGUAUUUAUAAUGCAGCCAGACCCCAAGAUGGAUAUCGGGUGGUGCAGCAAUUCCAGUUCCUGGGCUGGCCCAUGUACAGGGACACGCCGGUGUCCAAGCGCUCCUUCUUGAAGCUCAUUCGCCAAGUGGACAAGUGGCAGGAGGAAUACAACGGCGGUGAAGGCCGCACAGUCGUGCAUUGCUUGAAUGGGGGAGGCCGCAGUGGGACAUUCUGCGCCAUCAGCAUUGUCUGUGAGAUGCUCCGGCACCAGAGGACGGUGGACGUCUUCCACGCGGUGAAGACACUGAGGAACAACAAGCCCAACAUGGUGGACCUCCUGGAUCAGUACAAGUUCUGCUACGAGGUGGCUCUGGAAUACUUGAAUUCUGGCUGAUAGCCUGAAGAGCUCUGCACACCAACCCUUCCGUCCCACAAAGCCAAGACCUUCUGUGGUAUUUGUGUCAAUGAGAUGAAGACUUCUCAAUAUGCUUAUUUUGCUUUGCAUAAUUGGCUCUUUUUAAGAGCCCAAGAAAGCGUUUCUAAAACUGCUUUGCACUGCCCAAUUCCCAGCAAUGCUGCUGCCUGACGGAAAAACACACACACAGCAGAGUCGUCCAAUCCUGUCCUCCUAGGCGUCGGCUUGUUAGAGCAGCGUAGACAUCUGGUAAACUGAAGAGCACAAUUAUAUUCUUAUGAAGGAAUUUGUACCUUUGGGGUAUUAUUUUGUGGCCCGUGAACCUUUGUUAUUGUUACGGCUGAGUGUACAUUUUUGUUUUGUGGAGAAUGCUACCUAGCAUUAUGAUAAUAUAUUAUUUUAGUUAAUAUUUGUAUUUUAACAUGUUGCAUAAUAUAAGCUUAUGUACCUUUCCAAGACUAACAGAUAAACGUAUAAUGAACAAAGAUAUGUUGUAUGAGUUGUUGUUUCUAUCAGAUUUGUAUUGUUUCCAAGGGAAAAGCUUGGGAAGAAGUCAGUUCAAAAAAAUGCAAAGCUGGAUGAUCAGAUUCACAGAUCCAAAGCUUUUCCCUUUGUUUAUAUUGUAAAUAUUUCUGAUUUCAUCAAAUUAUUUAUUCAUUAAAAGAAAUUUUUGUGAAGCA
Molecule: messenger RNA, 5837 nt
Organism: Neogale vison (American mink)
Lineage: Eukaryota; Metazoa; Chordata; Mammalia; Carnivora; Mustelidae
Gene: PTPRM
Product: protein tyrosine phosphatase receptor type M
Exons: 35
Coding region: 568-5136 (1522 amino acids)
Biological process (GO): protein dephosphorylation
Cellular component (GO): membrane
Molecular function (GO): protein binding; protein tyrosine phosphatase activity
Source: RefSeq, a predicted model, not a curated record